Molecule: messenger RNA, 1409 nt
Organism: Anastrepha ludens (Mexican fruit fly)
Lineage: Eukaryota; Metazoa; Arthropoda; Insecta; Diptera; Tephritidae
Product: alpha-tocopherol transfer protein-like
Exons: 6
Coding region: 431-1291 (286 amino acids)
Cellular component (GO): membrane
Molecular function (GO): phosphatidylinositol bisphosphate binding
Source: RefSeq, a predicted model, not a curated record
ACCGAAUUUCGCGGGCACAAUAGCUCAAGCUGAACAACUCAAGCGUUUUAUUUAGUGAAGCGCCAAGCUUUAGAUUCGACAGUUGUGCAACUGAACGCAUAAAGCAAGCACGAAAGGAAAAGGCGGAGUAGCCACAUACAUACAUACAUAUGUAUGUACAGACGUACCUAUUUAUUUAUAAUCACACAAUAUAUCAAUCAAAAGUAAAGAAAUAAAUAAUAAUCGAAAAAAAUAAGAAUAAUAAAUUGCCGUUUGAGCCAUGCAACUCAGUAUGAAAUGGACUUCGUAGCGAUGCAACACUGCGGAAGAAGCUGAAAACACAAAUGCAUAAUUGAAGGAUAAGCAGGGAUUUUUUCAAAUAACAAGGAAGUAACAAAAAUUAAAAUUAAAUAGUUGCCAAAGUAAUACAUAAAUUAAUAACUGAUACGCAAUGAAAUUCGACGCAGCUGCAGAAGCGGAAAUUGAUGAAUUAUACGAGUGGUUUCAACAAAAUCCGAAACUGCCAAAGGAAAUCGACCGUAUUCUAUUGAAGCGUUUCUACAAGUGUAUGUACGGUGACAUAAAAGGCACCAAAAACUUAAUAAAAAUUAAUUACAGUAUGCGCAAUAAGCAUGCGCACAUCUUCCUCGAACGUGACCCAACCGAUGGCGAUAGUAAACGAACAUUCGACUAUGCUGAUUUAGUGCCGCUGCCCGGUCUUACACCAGAGGGCUACAAAGUCAGCUGCUACCGCUUGGUUAAUUUUGAUCCGGCAAAGGUGAAUCAUACGGCUGAUACCAAAGCUUUUUUCAUGAUCAGCGAUUACCGUUUUAAUAUGUACGAUGGCGCUACGUCUACCGAAGCGGAUGUCGAAGCAUUCGCCGAUGGUGAGGUGCAAAUAUUCGACAUGGACGGCUACACAUUGAAACAUCUCAGCAAGAUGACCUUCAGCACAUUACGCAUAUAUAUGGCUUUCCUGCAAGAAGCGUUGCCAGUACAUCUGAAAGCCAUUCAUAUCAUCAACUGUCCGCCUUAUCUGGAUAGAAUAGUUAGUAUUAUGAAACCGUUCAUUGGUCGUGAAGUCUUCAAACUGAUACGCUUCCAUACCGUCAGUCUGGAUAGCCUGUACGAGCAUGUACCUCGUAGCAUAUUGCCGGAGGAAUAUGGCGGAACAAAUGGAAAAUUGACAGAUUUAAAGGCGGAACUUUUAAAAGACUUGUCAAGCAAGCGCGAAUAUUUAAUGGAUCCAAAUCAUUGGAAAAUUGACGAGGACAAAGGAAAUACUGAGCGUCGCCGAUGGCCAUUUCUAUAAUAAAUUUUUCUACUUCACUUAAUAGUUGAAUUUUAGAAUUUAAACUUUUUUACAUAUAUCUCUAAAUUGAUGUUCUUAUACCUACUAAUAGAGAGUACCAUGUAAAGUUCAUGCCAAU